AUGAGCAUCAUCACCAAGCAACUGUCAGGAGAAUUCACCACAUUGCGUCACACAUCCUCUAGGGAUGAGGGCGAUGUCUGGUAUAAUUGGGCAAGAUGUGUCACACAUGAGAAAUUGCACCUUCUGUUACACUCCUGUCUACAGCGAGUGUACCCUCUGGUACCAUGCUGCACUCCUGACAUGCAGCACGAAGAUAUUCGCGGUCCACUGAACCAAAGCUCAGGCUUCACUUCUUCUGACUGCCAAAGUCGCGCGUACGUAUGGUGUGGCAUAUUACACUGA
This is a messenger RNA of Ramularia collo-cygni, 282 nucleotides long. RefSeq lists its product as uncharacterized. The transcript has 2 exons. NCBI's taxonomy places the organism in Eukaryota, Fungi, Ascomycota, Dothideomycetes, Mycosphaerellales, Mycosphaerellaceae. The coding region runs from base 1 to 282 and encodes 93 amino acids. The record is from RefSeq and is a predicted model, not a curated record.